Molecule: messenger RNA, 3193 nt
Organism: Kockovaella imperatae
Lineage: Eukaryota; Fungi; Basidiomycota; Tremellomycetes; Tremellales; Cuniculitremaceae
Product: P-loop containing nucleoside triphosphate hydrolase protein
Exons: 19
Coding region: 79-3174 (1031 amino acids)
Biological process (GO): protein import into peroxisome matrix
Cellular component (GO): peroxisome; cytosol; peroxisomal membrane
Molecular function (GO): ATP binding; ATP hydrolysis activity
Source: RefSeq, a predicted model, not a curated record
UUAUCAUUAUCCUGUCUCAAGCUCUGAACAUAUCCUCUGCGCCUAGCCAGCCGUAGUUGUUGAGGCUUCGACUGAGUCAUGAGCAAACGAGCCACGAUCAAGUAUCGUUCGCUUCGCUCAAAUCUGGUUCAUCUGCCCCUAUCACUCUAUGCUACCCUGGCACAACAACAAGUGAGACCUCAAGGUAUCAUUCUUCACCUGUCACCUAUCGCUUCUUCUUCGUCUAGCAGUGGCAGGAGACCGCAAGAAGGGUAUCUGGGAUGGUCUGGACUCGCCUCAGCCAGUUCACUCAGUAGUGGGUUAGCGGGUAUAGGGAAUGCAGGUGCAGGAGGGCGAGAGGGGUCCAUAGGGACAAUCGAGGUGGACCCAGAGGUGGCAAUGGAUCUAGGCUGGGCAGAAGGGACUACAGUCGAAAUCUCCAUCAUAAAUCGACCAACGAAAGCCAAAUCCGUCUCGGUCACGCCUCUGUCUUCGGACGAUUGGGAAAUCCUUGAGGAGCACGCUUCAUUUCUUGAAAACCACCUCUUGGGUCAACUUCGAGCAGCUCGUCCGAAACAAGAAGUUAACGUGUGGGUUCUGGGUAACACUAAGAUUCGCAUACGUAUAGACGAAACUAGCCCUUCAGGGAAGGACUCCGCAGUGGUCAUUGGACCAGACACAGAGAUCUACGUUGCACCUCGACCGCGCAAGAAGGAACCAAAUUCUCCAGACCAUCCAAGGACAGUUAUCGAACCCGAAAGAGCGGCCGAUUCUGGUAACACCAGGGAUGGUAAAGGCAAGAGGCCCGGCGCAGGACCGAGUGUCAGAUUACGACACAUACCUUCCAAUGUUGCAGGCGGUUGGGGUACGCCCGAAUGGGAGGUAAAUAGCAUACCUGGAGGAGCCAAAUCGCAAAAUCUAGCCUUUGCCUCAGUGAACACGAUCUUACGCGUACGUCAGAGAUUACAAUGCGGGGGGAAGGGCUUCUUGUACAUCAAUGUGAAAAGCUGGGCGGAUGCAAAGGACAAGAGCGUCAUCAGGGAGGCGAAUUCAGACGAUGUGGCGAACACGAACCAAUCAGAGGAGGAAGAUGGAGUGGAGUUAUACCUAUUACCAUGGGACGAGGUCCCGGACGGGCAUGUCGUGACCACAGCUACUCCAGUCGCAGCUUGGACCUCAUGGUCGUGGCUCAGAGUCAGAAAGACAGUGAAUUCCCCGUCCUCCUCCCGAAGAAAGGCAGAUACCUCUUAUAAUGCGGACUUUAGUCUUGCGAACGAGCCUCUGGCGCCACUCAUCGGAUAUGACACGAUCAUCAACACCGCAACAAGGUACCUAUGCCGCGCUUUCCAUUCUAGCUCUCCACGUCCUCUCCUGGUAACUGGUGCGAAAGGUUCCGGAAAGACAAGCCUGGUCAGAUACUUGGCCCGAGCACUUUCUUCUGAUCGUGACAUCUUGGCUGAGCCCAUCUACCAUGAUGUGACCACGCUAGACUUGGAUGGUCGAACGUCAGAGCUGAAAGACAAAUUAAUCCAAAUAUUCGAGGAUGCCACACGUCGUAGGCCAGUCUUGUUGGUAUUUGACGGACUGGAUCAUCUUUUACAUCCGCAGAAUGAACUAAAUUCCUCGACCACCUCUGCGUCGUUGACAGACACGUUUUGCCGCUUGUUCGCAACUGCUCAAAUUCCGCGAGGGCUGCUCGUCGUUGCGACGGCAUCCAAUAAGAGCGCGAUCCAUCCACUAUUGAACUCAAAGCAUAUCUUUGGGCAGGAAGUCAGAAUACCGCCUUUAGAUAAGGCGAGACGUGAGCAGAUACUCCGUGGGAGCGUCGCCGCUCGAAGACUGGCCAUUGGUGCGAGCGCUGUACCAGCCACCGCAAACUCAGAGGAGCUGGAUUUUGUGGGCUUGUCUGGCGAGACUGAAGGAUAUUCACCCGCAGAUCUCAAAGACCUGAUUGAUUUGGCCGUACAGCAGUCUAUUAUUCGAAGUCUGUCAGACGAUCAAAAGGACAAUCUCACCCAGGAUGAUUUCGCCGCAUCACUGCAAAAUUUCUCACCGAGCAGUUUGAAAGGGGUCAAAUUGCAGCAGUCUACCGUUUCUUGGUCGGACAUUGGAGGCUUGGCGGGGCCAAGGCGUGUUCUUCGGGAGACUUUGGAAUGGCCUACCAAAUACGCGCAAAUCUUUCAAAAUUGUCCAUUACGACUGAGAUCAGGUCUCCUGCUGUACGGGUACCCUGGAUGCGGCAAGACUCUCCUCGCGUCCGCCGUAGCAAAGGAAUGCGGCCUCAAUUUCAUCUCUGUCAAAGGCCCAGAAGUACUUAACAAGUAUAUUGGCGCGAGCGAGAAAGCCAUUCGCGACCUGUUUGAGAGGGCAUCUGGAGCCAAGCCUUGUAUCUUGUUCUUCGAUGAAUUCGAUUCGAUCGCGCCAAAGCGAGGACAUGACUCGACGGGAGUUACGGACAGAGUAGUUAAUCAGCUGUUGACUGAGAUGGAUGGCGCUCAAGGUCUUGAAGGGGUCUAUGUGCUCGCAGCCACCAGUCGUCCUGAUUUGAUUGACCCUGCACUGCUCCGACCAGGGAGAUUAGACAAAGCCGUCCUUUGUGACAUGCCAAGCUACGCAGAUAGACUCGAGAUUAUCAGGACUGUUGCUCGGAAAAUGGACAUCGUACAGACUGUCGAUCUUGAACUGAUUGCACAUGAUACGGAAGGGUUCUCCGGUGCUGAUCUUCAAGCCAUCAUGUACAAUGCGCAUCUUGAGGUGGUACAGUCGUCUGUCCGCGACUUGGAACGGUCAGAGAUUAACGAAGACCAUACCGAAAUCAGAAGGAAGGGGAAAGGCAAAGGAAAGGCGAAUGGCCAUGUGCCCAAGCCCGAACCCAAUGCAAAAAGAGGUUGGAAACAGAUUGCCCCGCUGGAUGCAGAGCACGAUUCUGACGCGGCACGUCGACUCGAUGAACUGGUUUCUCGUCUAUCGGCAUCACAGUCCAGAACCGAAGAGAACGAUCUGUCAACAGUCCCAAAGCUCGUGAUUGAGCAACAACACCUCCUCCACUCGUUGGUGUCCACGAGACCGUCCGUAUCGGCCGCAGACUAUCAUCGCCUGUCCAACAUCUACAGGUCAUUCCUCGGAGGUCGCGAUGGGAUGAUGGGUAACGGUGAUCAUGGCAGGGAGACAGGCACGCGCGUGUCACUGAUGUAGGCCGUUAGCGAUCACAUGU